Danio aesculapii is the source of this 5880-nucleotide messenger RNA. RefSeq names its product ST3 beta-galactoside alpha-2,3-sialyltransferase 8 (gene st3gal8). The transcript has 7 exons. Gene Ontology annotation, molecular function: beta-galactoside (CMP) alpha-2,3-sialyltransferase activity. Lineage: Eukaryota; Metazoa; Chordata; Actinopteri; Cypriniformes; Danionidae. The coding region runs from base 554 to 1579 and encodes 341 amino acids. The record is from RefSeq and is a predicted model, not a curated record.
AGACGCAGGACGUAAAGCUUGACAUCAUUUCUCCUCAGUACAUGCAAUAGUGGAUUCUGCGUUUACUCGUCCACAGUCGAUAGCGGAGAGCAGGGUGGUUCUUUUGCAGAACUGGGUAUUCAUUAAUAUGAGGAUUAAAAUUUGAGCUGAGACGCCUACAGCUGAACAGAAAGGAAGUGAACCUGCUUCGUCAUCCGGCUCGUUUCCUUUCCUCUUUUGAACAUCGAGAAAUAUCAUGUCUGUCUUCUUUUAGCAUGUUCCACUGUGAGAACUUGUGCUUUGGCUUUGCAAAAUCAUGACAGGACGGAGAGACAGAACGAAGUCAUAAUGGACUGAAUAGCCUUUAAGAUCCAGUCAUGAACUCAAUGGAUUGAAGAUCAUGUCAUUUCCCACCUCAUAUGCCAUUUUGUUUUUGUAAAGCAACUGAUCACAGACCAUAAAACCCACAAUCCAUUUGGCAGGAAAGAGCCAGACGUGAAUUCCGGUUGCUGCGGUGGUUCUUUGAAAUCUUUUCCUCCUCAAAAUCUACCCUGAAGUUUAGUCUGCCUUAACCAUGAUGUUGAAAAGAAAACUGUGCUUAGGUGCUUUGCUAGGUGCUAUUUUGUUUUUAAUGAUAGCUGCUCACACCAUUCAGAAAGCCGGUGUUGUGCCCAUCACGGAUUUACCCACUCACCAUGAUGUCAGGAUACCAGUGAAGAACCAGACACAGUUACAGACCGUCACGGAGGCAAGACGAGGUGAUUCCUGUAGCUGUACAUCAUGUGUAGCAGACACAGGUGUGUCAGCGUGGUUUGACCAACACUAUGAUCAGAAACAGAAACCUUACCUCACCGGCAGCGAUGAUGACAUAGAUCCGCUUUCUCUUAAGUGGUGGCUGUCUCUGCAGGCAUCUGAUGGAACGAUUAAGGAUGUCAUGCAGAAGAUGUUUAAGAUUAUUUCCCCUCCACAUGAGCAUGAAACGCCACAGCAGAACCAGUGCCGGAAGUGUGCAGUUGUUGGUAACUCAGGGAAUCUGUUAAAGUCCAAAUAUGGAGCCUUGAUAGAUUCUCACUCAACAGUUAUUAGAAUGAAUAAGGCUGUAACUGUGGGUUAUGACGAGGAUGUUGGUAACCGAACCACCCACCACUUCAUGUACCCAGAGAGUGCCAUUAAUCUAAGACCGGGAGUCCAUCUCGUCCUCCUUCCCUUCAAGCUGAAAGACAUGCAAUGGUUGUCCAGCGCCCUUUCCACUGGAGAGAUUAAAAUGACGUACAUGAGAGUGAAAAAUCGUGUAGACGCUGAUAAAGACAAGGUGAUGGUCGUAAAUCCGGCUUUCUUUAAAUACACGCAUGACACCUGGACAGAGCGUCAUGGAAGGUACCCGUCCACUGGGAUAGUAGCCAUAAUAUUUGCUCUGCAUCUCUGUGACGAGGUGUCAGUGUUUGGAUACGGGGCGGACGCUCAAGGAAAUUGGCACCACUAUUGGGAGUAUAACAGAUACGCAGGUGCCUUUCGAAAAACUGGCGUCCACAAUGCGGAUUUCGAGACUGAGAUCAUUCAGAGACUCAGCACAGAGGGCAAAAUCAAGCUGUACAGAUGAGCCUGUAAUUGUGGCCUUUACUGACUCUGUAGUGCUUAAAGCCUUGUAAAUGCAGGGCCUGGAUGCACAGCAGCUGAACGAAAGCCAAAGAGACGCCGAUCUGUGAUCCACCCUGCCGUUAAUUGACCACUGUGAACUGCACUGAACCAAACCCACAGACAUCAAGCUGUAGUCCAAGACCAAAUGAACUCUCACAGUAUUUCACUCGUUACGUGCCUGGAAAAAACUAAAAUAAUGACAGAAGUUGCCUUUUUUUUCCCCAAGUCGGGCAUUGGAACUUUUGAAGAAGACAAGCAGUUAGCCAGUUGGCUUGAUCUGAGCCUCUUUGUGUUUCUCUUUCUUAUUAAAUCUGUUCUGACAAGCCUCGCCGUGUCCGCACUGCAAAUCUGCAACAUGAUGUUUCAACAAAGAUUUCAGGGCAUUCACAUCUUUAAGUCAACAUGAAUAAGCAUCCCACUUUUUCUCUGCAACAAUUAGGGAGGAAUAAAAGAUGUAAGACUUUAUUUAUUGGAACAUGAAACUGUUAAAUAACCAGAUUGGACCAUUUGGAAUACAGUUUGGUGAUCCAAAAAGGAAUAUUUCAAAGGACAAUAUUAACGAAAUAUUCUGAAAACUUUUUUUUUUGACUAAAGGCCCAGGUGUACUUCACUUUCUGCAUUUCAUUCCACCUCACAGCUACCUAAAGAUGAAAUAAGUUUAUACAUGUGUACCACAAAUGCCUUUUUUGUGCUCUACCAGACUCCAGGGGGCAGCACUGAGUCGUUUACAGCAGUGUUUCUCAACCACGUUCCAGCUCUGCACAUUUUCCAGGUCUCCUUACCCCAGAGGUGUCCAAACUCAGUUCUGGAGGGCCGGUGUCCUGCUGAGCUUGGCUCCAGCUUAGGUUCAACACACCUGCCAGGAAGUUUCUAAUACAUCUAGCUUGGUUAGCUGGUUCAGGUGUGUUUGAUUAGGGUUGGAGCUAAACUCUUCAGGACACCGGCCCACCAGAUUCGAGCUUGGACACCCCUGCCUUAAUCAAUCACAUCUGAUUCAGCUCCUUAGCAGAUACUGAAAGACCUGUAAUGGGUGUGACAAAGGAGUGUUGGUCAUCCUCCAGGAAAGUGGUUGAGAAACACUGGUUUACAGGAGAGUUCCGUUAAUGCCAAGUUUUCCGUCCAUUUAUGCAACUUUUUUUGUUAGUUUUUUUGCAUUCUGUUUCAGUGUUAAUGCGGCAAUGUGUGUCUAGUGGACAAUUCUAACUUAGCGAUUCCUUUGCGCAUGUAUGCUGGUGUGCAUAGAGGUCUGUUAAUACUCUGUAUGACAUAAAUUGUCAAAGGGACAGUUCGUUGAUCAUUGCGGAUAGUAAAAGUAUACUUUGGGCUAAAAGUGCAGUAUUAAUAAGAUAGUUUACCCAAAACCUGUACAUUAUUAUUAUUAUUAUUAUUAUUAUUAUUAUUAUUAUUAUUAUUAUUAUUAUUUAUAAAGAAAAUAACACUUUGGUUUAAACCUCUUUUGGACCCCAGUGGCUUUCAUUUCAAAGACAAAAAUAAAGCGAUGCUGGGACUUAGGUCCAAAUAUCUUUUUUUGUUCUAAUUAGGAACAACAUGAGAGCGAGUAAACGCUGGCAAGAAUAAAAUGUGCGCACAUGAAGGCCCAGUUUAAAUCAUGUUCAGUAUUUCCAAGUAGACUUGUUUUUGUGUUUCAUUGUUCGCCUUUGAACUGUAAAACUGUCCAUGUGCUUGGACAGUCGCAGGAGGCUGAAGUAUACUUUGGGCUUAACGUCUUAACUGAAAUGCACCGUGGACCAUUGGAGUGUGCCAUUCAGGAGUAGGCCAAAAUUUCAUGUUGACUUUAAACCUCAACCUGCAGUGCAUUGAAAGAAAUCUGAUCCUUGCUGGCAAAAUGAUGCAGAAUGCACAUGAGUGACGUUUUGGUUGAAUUUGUUGUUUUAUUCCCUCAUCUAAUGAUUUAUAUGCUUUAAACAGUAAUUACAUAUCUAAAAUGAGCUGCUUUUCCUUUAUAACACUACUAUUAUUAUUAUUAUUAUUAUUACUACAGAUUUCCAUUUUUCAUAAUACUGAAGAAACUCAUUUGAUCAGUGUUUCUCAACCACGUUCCUGGAGGACCACCAGCUCGGCACAUUUACCAGGUCUCCUUAACCAAACACACACAAAUACUGAUACUGAAAGACCUGUAAUGGGUGUGAAAGACAAAGGAGGCAUGCAAAACAUGCAGUGCUGGUGGUCCUCCAGAAACAUGGUUGAGAAACACUGCAUUAGAUGACUACUAGGUACUGGUAUAAAACAUCAUUGUUCAAUCGUACAUGCUGGACAUUUGUUCAUUGUGUCUCAUUUUGCCAGCACGGGUAAUAUUUUAAGUUUGAGGAUUGUAUUGCUGGGUUCUAGAGUAUUCGUGGGAUUUUUUUUCUUUUCUUGUAUGUGCGCUGAAGUUGAUUUCUGCCCAUUCACGAUCUCUACUUGUGUAUUUGUAUUAACUUUGUGAUCUACUCGCACAAAUACUUAACUUUGGAUUUGGUGUGAACCCAGCAAACAUUUUCAAAAUCUAAUUAAGCAAUAAAAGUCAGAGUAGCGUAUUUAUGACAUUCACAAAUGUUCGUUUAGUUCUUGACCACAGGUGUCAAAUUCAGUUCCUGGAGAUGCUCUGCAUCGCUUAGUUCGGUGUGUUUGCGUAAGUCGACACGGAAAAUGUGCAGAUCUGGUGGUCCUCCAGCAACAGGGUUGAGAAACACUGCUUUAGACCAGUGUUUCUCAACCACGUUCCUGGAGGACCACCAGCACUGCAUGUUUUGUAUGUCUCCUUUGUCUGUCACACCCAUUACAGGUCUUUCAGUCUUAGCUAAUCAGCUGGUGAUCUGAAUCAGGUGUGUUUGGAUAAAGAGACAGGGAAAAUGUACAGAGCUAGUGGUCCUCCGGGAACAUGCUUGAGAAACACUGCUUUAAACCAGGUCUUUCAGUCUCUGUUAAUGAGCCGAUUAUCUGAUUAUCAGGUGUGUUUGGUUAAGGAGACAAUGUGUAGAGCUGGUGGGCCUCCAGGAACGUGGUUGAGAACACUGCUUUAGACAUUUACAGAGAUGCACUGACACCAUUUGUCACCACACGUUUCCUGCGUCAAUAGUUGAAGGAUUCUCAACCUAACUGUCAUUAAAAUCAACUGAAACGCAUGCUGGAAGACCUAUUUAUCACAGAGCUGUGAAAACACAUUUUGAUUGUAAUCGAGAGAGUGGCGUUUCCUGUGAAAGUGCUGUUUGUGUGUUACAUUUCUUUACAUUUUUAGACCAAAGUCCUCUAGAGUGACGCAUCUGGUCUUUGUGACCUUCAAGUGAUCUGUCAUCUGAUUUACACUUCAGCAUAUGGCAGAUGCUGUAUUUCCAUGCAGUUCAUCGCUGUGUUGGCAGAUUACUCUGAAUUUUUGGGGGGGUUUAAGACUGUCACAAGGUUGAAACUUGAGCUGUAAUUUCGACGCUUGUUGACGAGUGUUUCCACACAUGUGCUGAGCUGGACUUUUGUUCUGUUUUUUUAUGUUGUCGAAUGUAUUCCGGCUUCGCGUUCGUUGCUUCACGUCAAUCAGCAGCUUUUACUGUUUGCACAGAAAUUAGAUAAUCAAGACCGUUUGGACAAAAUCCAGAAAGAAUUUGACAUGGAAGAGUGUUUUAAUAAUCUAUUUAGAAACAAAAACCAAAUUAUAAACCAUAAGAAAUAAGUGAAUUCAAAAGUCACAGUUUUGGCAAUCCAGAGAAGUAUUAAAAAUAAAAAUAUUUUAUAGUUUCAUAAAUAAAAAUACAAGAAAAACAGCCUAUGAUAGAUAUAUAUUUUUCUUCUUUUAUACAAUACAUACAUAUCUCAGUACCCUAGUUUCUCAUUCAUGUUCAGCUGAAAGGUUUUAAUACAUGACAGUAUGAAUAUAUGAUGCAAAUAGAGAAGAAUAUCACCAAUUAAAGUGGGAUAAUUGUUUAGGAGGAGUCUGAUUAUUAUGUUAUCGAGCGCUAACGUCAAGAAAAGCUGUGGCCAAAUCCAUUUUGAUGAGUUUGUUUACAUGUAUUCAAGAUGUGACCACAGAUUUAAUAUUCCCCGGGUGUGACAUGAUUUGGAAAAUGUCUUCUGCCACAUGUAAUUGUAUACUCGAAGCACUUUAAGGAGUUUGUAGAUGCUCAAAGACUGUCCAGCUGAAUGUGAGUUCAAUGGCCAAAUUUGCGUGUUGUGUGUCUGUGCACAUCUUUGUAAGCUUCUGUCUUCACAAUGUUUUGUCUGAACCUGUGAUUAAUCUGUGGUCUGUUUUUCAAUAAACCACUUAACCAUUUA